Messenger RNA from Anopheles darlingi, 1473 nucleotides. Its product is annotated as cytosol aminopeptidase-like. Gene Ontology annotation, cellular component: cytoplasm. The record is from RefSeq and is a predicted model, not a curated record. Bases 1 to 1473 code for a protein of 490 amino acids. Gene Ontology annotation, molecular function: manganese ion binding; metalloaminopeptidase activity. Lineage: Eukaryota; Metazoa; Arthropoda; Insecta; Diptera; Culicidae. The transcript has 3 exons. Gene Ontology annotation, biological process: proteolysis.
AUGCUAUCCACCAUAGCUAGAAGCCUACGAAGCGUUCGUGGUGGAUCGGUCUUUCCGCGUAGUCGCCAACCGUUUUCCACGCAAAUCGGAGAGAACCGUGCAGAGGGAAAGUUGGGUAGCGUGAAAGUGUUCAACAAUUUGGAUCCGGAAAUCGGUUCUGUGGCUGUGGUGGGUUUGGGCAUCGAGGGUGCAGGAUACAAUGAGCUCGAGGCGAUCGAUGAAGGAUUUGAAAAUGUACGUAUUGCCGCCGGUAUUGGAGCAAAACGGCUUGCGAAGGAAGGCUGUACGCAGAUAUUCGUGGAUCCCAUGGAAUACCCGGAGCAAGCGGCUGAGGGUAGCGGUCUCGCAACCUGGCGCUAUCAGGCAAACAAAUCGAAGAAGGAUCGUAAACCGAUCCCGAAGCUAGACCUGUACGAUUCACCGGAUGUGGACGCUUGGACCCGUGGUCUAUUUAAAGCCGAUGCGCAAAACCUGGCCCGCAGCCUAUCGGAUGCCCCUGGCAACCAGAUUACGCCUACUUCGUUCGCGCAAGCCGCCGUCGAUGCGCUCUGCCCAUGCGGGGUCAAUAUCGAGGUGCGCAACAAGGAUUGGGCCGAGGCGAAGAACAUGUCCUGCUUCCUGUCCGUCGCGAGAAGCUCCUGUGAGCCACCGAUAUUCCUGGAAAUCAGCUACUGUGGUGACGAUAAGGCCGGACGUCCGAUCAUGCUGGCUGGCAAGGGUAUGACGUUCAACAGUGGUGGUCUCUGUCUUAAAAACCCGGAGGAUAUGGCCCAGUACCGGGCAAGCAUGGCUGGAGCAGCGACUGUCGUGGCAACAAUCCGUGCUGCGGCUGCUCUUUCACUCCCCGUCAACCUGGUCGGUCUGAUUCCGCUCUGUGAGAACAUGCCCUCCGGUAUGGCCUUCAAACCUGGCGAUGUGGUCACCUGCAUGAAUGGGAAAACGAUCGCGGUCCACGAUACAAACAAUGCCGGAAGGUUAAUGCUCGCCGAUACCUUCAUCUAUGGUCAGCAGACGUUCAAGCCCAAAAUCGUGGUCGACGUGGCGACCCUUUCGGAUGGAAUCAUCCACGCCCUCGGUGGUGCCGCCAGCGGAGUGUUUUCGAACUCCGACUUCCUGUGGUCCCAGAUGCGUAAGGCUGGUGCAAUCAGUGGAGAUCGCGUCUGGAGAAUGCCACUCUGGCAGUACUACAGUCACAAGGUUACGGAUUACUCAAACGUGGAUAUCAGCAAUGCAGGGCGUGGAAAGGGAAGUGCAUGUUUGGGGGCAGCAUUCCUCAAAGAGUUCGUGCCCUGCGUCGACUGGCUACAUCUGGAUAUCACAGGCGUAGGAAUGCUCAAAACGGGUGCCGGCAUUCCCUAUCUCGUGAACGAUAGAAUGACUGGCCGACCGACUAGAACCCUCAUUCAAUUCCUCUAUCAACUUGCCUGCCCGGAACAGCAAAAGCAAGUUCAACAGAAAAUUGAACAAAAUUAA